CACCGAAUAGUAUCUCUCUACAUCACUUCUUCGGUCAAAUAUAAUAUGGGUCAUAUUACAGAAGUAUUGACUAUGCUCCAACUUCCUGUCAUUGCUACUGUAAUCACGCAAGUGUAGCAAUUGCCACGUGUAUGUAUACGGAUACCCUUUCCAUUCGGAAGCGAUGACUUUACUGAGCACCCGAAUGUGAAAAAACACUCCGACGCUCCAGCCAAGUAGUCACACCUCCGUCGUGCUGAAGGAACAGCUCCACCUGGUGUUCUCCAGCACCAUCGCUACUCCGUUCGUGCUGUGGCUCGUUACCUUACUUCUAAGCCAGAAUGUUGGUUACAUGUUGGUUACGCCGGGCACGGGGCCAGCUGCGCUCGAGAAGAUGGCGGCAGGCCCGCCGGCCUAGCUGCGGGGCCGGCAGAGGGGCAGGCACAGACGGGAGCAAGGGGACGGGGACGGCGCGUUUCCCCGCAGCGGCCCACCCUCCCCAGGGCUCCGGGCGUGAGCCCGCACCACGGGGAACUGCCGCGGAGGUUCCCGCGGGGGCGUGGAGCGGUGCGGAGGCGGCCCUGCCACGGCACAGCGCCCAUCGCCUGCUUUACGGCACGCUGCUCCGGCAUUGUCGCGCGACAGCGGCCAGGCGGGCCAAUGGGGAGCCGCGUCCGGCGGGGGGGCCCGCAAAGCGCGGUCUGGGUGGUGCGGCACGCGCGGAGCGGCGUGGAGCGUUGGCCGCGAUGGAAACCAAGGGUAAAAAGAAGUUCGUGGGGAAGAGUGGGAAAGCACCUCGUGGGAAGGCGCUACACGGGAAAAGGAAAUUUAAAAAAGACAAUGAUUCAGGUCCACCAAAGAAACUCCUUAACAAAGGAGAUGAGGAGGGAAAGCCUAAAUCCAUUUCCAAAAAAUUUGUGAAAGGACAGUUAAGACCUGGAAGAGCUAGUGUCAAACAAUUCAAGAAUAAACAGCAAUCAGAAAAGUCUGCAAAGAAGAGGAAGCUCCAGGAUGGUGAAGAGGGAGGGUCAGAGUCUAAGAAGCCGAAGUGGAAUGACUUCAAAAAGAAAAGGAAGGAAUUAAAGCAAAUCAGACAAGUUAAUGAUAAAAGUAAUUAUGACAUAAUUGUAAAAUCAAAGCAAAUAUGGGAAAGUGUGAGAAGGAAGAAAUGUGAUAAAGAGAAGCGAGAAAAGCUAAUGAAUGAGCUACAAAAGCUUCUCCAUGGAAAAAUUAAAAGUCUGGCGUUUGCACAUGAUUCAACUCGAGUCAUCCAGUGCUUUAUUCAGUAUGGUAGCGAGAAGCAAAGGCAGGAGGCAUUUGAAGAAUUGAAAGAUAGCCUAGUAGAGUUGAGCAAGUCAAAAUAUUCCAGAAAUAUCGUGAAGAAGUUUCUUAUGUACGGGACAAAACUACAAGUUGCAGAAAUAAUAAAAAGUUUUAAAGGCCAUGUGAAAAAAAUGCUCCGUCAUGCUGAAGCAUCUGCUGUAGUUGAAUAUGCAUAUAAUGACAAAGCCAUUCUGGAGCAGAGGAAUAUGCUGACAGAAGAACUGUAUGGGAACACUUUCCAGGUUUACAAGACACCAGUUGUCCCAACACUGGAUAAAGUGCUAGAAGCUCAGCCUGAAAAGAGAGAGGCCAUCUUGGAUGAAAUGAAACAGAUUCUUACACCAAUGGCACAAAAAGAGGCUGUGAUAAAGCACUCACUGGUACAUAGAGUAUUUUUGGACUUUUUCACUUAUGCUCUUCCGAAACAAAGAUCCGAAAUGAUAGAAGCUAUCAGAGAGGCAGUCAUCUACCUGGCACACACUCAUGAUGGAGCCCGAGUAGCAAUGCACUGCUUAUGGCAUGGUACUCCCAAGGACAGAAAAGUCAUUGUGAAAACUAUGAAGACAUAUAUUGAAAAAAUAGCAAUGGGUGAAUUUUCUCAUCUGGUCUUGCUGGCAGCAUUUGAUUGCAUUGAUGACACUAAACUUGUGAAACAGUUAAUUAUAUCAGAAAUAAAUGCUUCUUUGCCCGAUAUAAUAAACAACAAGUAUGGGAAGAAGGUCUUGUUGUACUUGCUAAGUCCUAGAGACCCUGCACAUUUUGUUCCAGAAAUCAUCACACUUCUGCAACAGGGAGAUGGAAAUGCCUAUAGUAAGAAGGAUACUGAACUCCGACGCCGUGAACUCCUGGAAGCCAUUUCUUCACCUUUGCUAGAAUAUUUGCAAGAACAUACCCAAGAAGUAGUGAUAGAUAAAACUACCUUUGUCUUGGUCGCUGACAUCUUAAGAACAGCUCCUGGUGACAUACAGCCUGCACUAGAUGCAAUUGCUAAUUUAGCAGCAGAAGAGCUGGUUCCAGGUGGUCGUGAUGGUCAGCUUCAUAUUGCAGAGCAUCCAGCAGGCCAUCUAGUUUUGAAAUGGUUAAUAGAGCAAGAUGAAAAAAUGAGAGAGAGUGAAAAAGAAGUUUGCUUUGGAAGAACAUUGGUGGAACGUGUUGGUAUUGAGAAUAUGAAAACCUGGGCAGAAGUAAAUCGAGGUGCCAUUAUUCUUUGUUGCCUUCUCCGGAGUGCUGAUCAAAAAGUGGCAAAUACAGUCAAAAAAGGACUGAAAAAGCUUGUCCCAAAGUUGAAGCUGAAUAAAAAUGUAAAAGGAAUAGAAGCAUUACUGGAGAAAUUGACUUCUUAGUGUAAAUGAAGCCAAAAAGACAAUUUACAUCAGUGCAACCAACCAAGAGUUGGUAAGAUUUUGCAACAUGGUUGUUUUAAAAAUCAGUGUAUGCAUUUGUAAAUUAAAUAAUUUCUAAAAUGA
Messenger RNA from Tyto alba (common barn owl), 2768 nucleotides. RefSeq names its product pumilio RNA binding family member 3 (gene PUM3). The record is from RefSeq and is a predicted model, not a curated record. Gene Ontology annotation, biological process: regulation of translation. Gene Ontology annotation, molecular function: mRNA binding. Gene Ontology annotation, cellular component: nucleolus. The transcript has 18 exons. Bases 321 to 2645 code for a protein of 774 amino acids. NCBI's taxonomy places the organism in Eukaryota, Metazoa, Chordata, Aves, Strigiformes, Tytonidae.